Molecule: messenger RNA, 878 nt
Organism: Paraglomus occultum
Lineage: Eukaryota; Fungi; Glomeromycota; Glomeromycetes; Paraglomerales; Paraglomeraceae
Source: the annotation of a GenBank genome assembly
UGCUGGCAUGUCUUCUCGCCACCUCUGUAGCAGUCCCACUCAAGGACAUUGCGACGACCACCAUGAACAUUGAGAGCGAGCUCUCUGCAUCUUCUGAUCAUUUUGUUGUCACCGUUAAUCGAGUCGACGACCUUUUCGAUGAUGACGACUCAUUUCUGGGCGAACGUGUCAUAGGUGUCAUGAUGCAUUUCGAUAUACAAGACGACAAACUUCUCGUAAACAACGUUCCCGUACCGCUCAACACGACGAGUUUGGAAAUAAUUCAGGCUGAAAUCUCAACUGGUGACAAGAAAAUCGAGGAUAUCGAAAAGUCCUUCGACAUUGGACUCCUUACUGUCGAAGUCACGACCGUUGUUCAGCCUUUGCCCAACCCUGCAUCGAAUGUUGAUGCGCAACGCAUUACAAUUAACGCCAGAAUCAUUGAAGUCGAUGGAUCUGAUGUCAUUCAGACCGAGGUCGUCGAAAAGAUAAUGGAGGUCAAGAUACACAAUGUCUUGGAUGAUGACAACGAAGGUACUGAAGUUGUGUCCGUUGAAGAGGGAGAGGUCACUGUUUCUCAAAUCGGCACCCUUGAGAGUUCAGCAACCGACCGUCAACGAAUCGACUGUCCCUUCAAGAACAAGGCCAGCCGUAUCCGCCAGUGGUGGCGAUCCACCUCUCGUUUUACACGCAUCGUCAUAACUUCGAUGGGACUCACUACAGCCUUUGGGAUUAUAUUUAUCGGUAUUCCAACAUUAAUUAAAUAUUGCCGCUCUAAAAGCCGAUACGAGAUUGUCUCGUCGGACUCGUACGACGAAGAAACCACCCAAGUAAUAUACAUAGCAGAUGCAGAAAAGCAUGACUAUCCUGAAUGUACAGCGAAUAGUGAGGCAAAAUGA